AUGGGCUCGGGCGGGACUGGAGGCGAGGCAGCGGGUGAGGGUCUAGCGGCGGCGGCGGCAUGGAUGCGCCAGUCGCCGGUGUCUGGGGCGGUGGUGGGGCUGGCGGGUGCGAUGGCGCCGGCAGGCUCGGCCGAGCUGCCGCCGAUCGGGGCGCUGUCGGACGAUCUGGGGUGGGACGAUCUGGACAAGGCCAAGCUGUUUGGCUACUCGGUGGUGGUCUUUGCCGCGCUGCGGGCUGCCGUCUAUCCGCUGUUCCUCCUCAAGACCCGCCUCCAGGCGCAGCAGCAGCAGCGGGCGUACUCUGGCGUCGUCUCGGGUGUGCGGGCUAUUGUGGCCUCCGAGGGCGUGGCCGGUCUGUACAAGGGCCUGCUGACCAUGGUGGCCGGCGUUGUACCUGCGCAGACGCUGUAUGUGGCAACGUACGAGGGCCUGCGUGCGCCGGCGACGCUGGCGCCACUUCUGACCUUGGUCGGCCUCGACGUCCAUGCUGACGCCGAGGCCGUCCAGGCCCUCCGCAACGGCAUCGGCGGGCUCGGCGCCGGCCUGGCGUCGCUGGCGGCGGUUGUCCCGAUCGACGUUGUCUCACAGCGGCUGCAGAUGCAGUCAAAGACGCUUGCCGGUGCGGUUGUUGGCGGCUCGCGCUCGUACUCGUCCGGCCUUGCCGUCGUCAUGGACGUGUUGCGCAACGAGGGCCUGCGCGGCCUCUAUCGCGGCACGGUGGCAACCAUGCUCUCGACCGUUCCCUCGUCGGGCAUCUGGUGGUCGUCGUACACCCUCAUCAAGCCGCGCGCUGCGCGCGCCUUUGGCCUGGAAUACGACGACAUCCGGCUGCACGUUGUUGCCGGCACGCUCGCCGGCGUGGUGGCGACCACUUCCACCAACCCACUCGACGUCAUCCGCACCCGCCUGCAAAUCGACGUCUCAAACUACGCGUCGGCGGCUGGGAGCGGGCGCGAGGGAACCCGCCCGCAGCCUUCCAUCGCCUCCAUCGCCCGCACCCUCUACCAGCAAGAGUCGCUGGCCUCAUUGUGGACCAAGGGUCUCGGCCCGCGCCUGUGGACCUCGUCAAUCAUGGGUAUCCUCAUGGUGGCGGCGUACGAGCGGAUCAAGAUCCUCGCCCGCAAGCUCCCCGUGCCCGACGAAUAGCACACUCGUCCGCGAGCUGGAACACGUUACUGCGGCUUGAGCUUCUUCUUCAGCUCCUCGGCCCGCGCCAUGUACUCGGAGAUGCGAAUCCGGAGUGCAGACGCGCGCUGGCUCUCGGCCUGCAUCCGCCCGAGCGCCUGCAUCAGGUACGUGAGGCCGUUGGUGUAGAGGUCGACGGCGUCGGCGUUGCGGCCAGCCUUGUCGGCGCGGACGGCCUCCUUGACAAUGAGGAUGCCCUUAGCGUAGACCGAGGUGUUUGAGCUCGGCAGACUGCUGCCCGCAAGCGAGGCCUCGGCAAAGCCGGACCGGCUGAGAAUCGUCAUGGCCCGCGCGUCGAACCAAUUGCCGCGGCUGCGAAUCAUGGCGCCCGGCGGCUGCUGCGAGACUGGCUUGGGCCACUCGCCGCGGACAACAAGGACCGAGUAUCCGUUGGCCUGCUGCUCCGCAAUAAAUUGCGCCACAAACGC
Messenger RNA from Thecamonas trahens ATCC 50062, 1613 nucleotides. Its product is annotated as solute carrier family 25 member 44. The transcript has a single exon. Gene Ontology annotation, biological process: transmembrane transport. The record is from RefSeq and is a predicted model, not a curated record. Lineage: Eukaryota; Apusomonadida; Apusomonadidae. Bases 1 to 1146 code for a protein of 381 amino acids.